Molecule: messenger RNA, 2566 nt
Organism: Lotus japonicus
Lineage: Eukaryota; Viridiplantae; Streptophyta; Magnoliopsida; Fabales; Fabaceae
Product: serine/threonine protein phosphatase 2A 57 kDa regulatory subunit B' theta isoform-like
Exons: 3
Coding region: 607-2193 (528 amino acids)
Biological process (GO): signal transduction
Cellular component (GO): protein phosphatase type 2A complex
Molecular function (GO): protein phosphatase regulator activity
Source: RefSeq, a predicted model, not a curated record
GCUUUUUAUCACUUUAUUCUCUCUCUCUUUCUCUCUCCGCGUUCAAAGGUACUGAGUAGAGACCAUUGAAAUUUCUUCUGCUUUGCAACUUCAAAAAACAAAAAAGAAAAAUCUUUGCUUUUCUCCUUACCUCUGCACCCAUUUUGUUUCGGAUAUUCGAUUGUUAAGGUUGUUGUCCUGUAAUCGUGUUUCAUUGUUCCUCAACACUUUUCAGGGAAGAUUUCAUCUGGGGUUUUGUGGAUCAGACCCAGAUCCUGAUUUUGUCUGAUAUUUCGUGUCAAAAUUCAUUCUGAUAAAGAAGCAAAGGGCAAGGAGGGACAGAUUUAACAUAUUAAGAAGCACCAUGGAUGCUGAUAAGGGUUUUUUCCCACUAAGUCCUCUAGCUUUCCUCAACUAGAGUGUCUCAUGAUGGCUGAGAAUGAAGUCAAGUUGAAGAGAGGUUAUUGUUUCAUUGGAUGUUACUUCUGUCUGGGAUUCAGUUAGUGCACUUGUGCGGCUAGCUAUCGUGCUGUUUGAGGUUGCUGCUUUGUUUGAUUUGAAGGAGUUUCAUUAAGGAGUUUGUUUUGAAGUGCUUGUCAAAAAUCUUUUACUGAACCAAUUUGAGUUAUGAUCAAGAAUAUAUUAAACAAGCUGCCUCGGAAGCCAUCCAAAUCAGUGGAAAAUCAUGAAGGAGGGGGAGCAUCAACGUCUUCUACUGCUUCAACAAGUGCAAGAAGCAGCGACUUAGCAGGCUACGGUUAUGGAAAUUCAACUGCUGAUCCUAAUUUGAGCCUUGGACUGAAUCAUGGUAACAAUCUUGCCCAAGCUGUGAAUUCAAAACUGAAUCUGAAUGGGAGUUUGUCAGUUUCCUCCUAUGAAGCCUUGCCAAGUUUUCGAGAUGUUCCGAAUUCAGAGAAACAUAAUUUGUUUAUAAAGAAGCUGCAAAUGUGCUGUGUCGUAUUUGACUACACUGACCCUACAAAGAACAUCAAGGAAAAGGAGAAUAAGCGAAAAACACUACUCGAACUUGUGGAUUAUGUUUCUUCAGCUAAUGGCAAGUUUACAGAACUAAUGAUGCAAGAACUCAUCAAAAUGGUGUCUUUGAAUUUGUUCCGGACAUGGUCUUCUCCACCUCGCGAGAACAAAAUUCUAGAAGCCUUUGACUUGGAUGAGGAAGAGCCUUCAAUGGACCCAGCAUGGCCUUCCUUGCAAGUUGUAUAUGACCUUCUUCUUAGGUUUGUCACAUCACCCGAGACUGAUGCAAAGUUAGCAAAAAGGUAUAUUGAUCAUUCAUUUGUUCUUAGACUGUUAGAUCUUUUUGAUUCAGAGGAUCCCCGGGAGCGUGAUUACUUGAAGACAGUUCUUCAUCGUAUAUACGGAAAAUUCAUGGUGCAUCGACCAUUCAUCAGAAAAGCAAUCAACAAUAUAUUCUACCGUUUCAUUUUUGAAACUGAGAAACACAAUGGGAUUGCAGAGCUCUUGGAAAUUUUGGGGAGUAUAAUUAAUGGAUUCGCUUUGCCACUGAAAGAAGAGCACAAACUGUUUCUUGUCCGAGCUCUUAUUCCUCUUCACAAACCAAAAUGCAUACCAAUGUACCACCAGCAGUUAUCUUACUGCAUCCAACAGUUUGUGGAAAAAGACUGCAAACUUGCUGAUACUGUCUUAAGGGGAUUAUUAAAAUACUGGCCCAUUACAAAUAGUUCAAAGGAGGUCAUGUUCUUAGGGGAGCUGGAGGAAGUCUUGGAAGCAACUCAACCUGCAGAGUUCCAACGAUGUAUGGUACAGUUGUUCUGUCAAAUAAGUCGUUGCUUGAGCAGUUCACAUUUCCAGGUAGCAGAGAGAGCUUUGUUUUUAUGGAAUAAUGAUCAUAUUGAGAACUUGAUUAAGCAGAACCAUAAAAUUAUACUUCCCAUUGUCUUACCUGCUUUGGAGCGAAAUGCACGAGACCAUUGGAACCAGGCUGUCCGGAGCUUGACAAUAAAUGUGUGCAAGAUCUUCUCUGACACUGAUCCUGAAUUCUACGAAAAGUGCAAGGUGAAAUUUCAGGAAGAUGAAGCUCAAGAGAAGGAUUUAAAGUCAAUGCGCGAAGCCAGAUGGAAGCGCUUGGAAGAAAUGGGAGGCAUGAAAGCUGCAACAAAUGAACCAGUUCUGGUUUCUCCCAGAACAGCCUCCCAUGGAGCUUCUGGUAAGCAAAGUAGAGCUCAGUUGGAAUGAUCCUUAAUGUUUGGCAUUUCAAGGUCUAAAAGCAUGAGAAUACAAGGAGUUAUCAUGGUUGCUUUUUGCUGCUUCCCUUUGCCACUUGAUAAACUCUAGAAGCCAAAUAUGGGGGUACAGAAUAUCUCCAACUUGGUUUUACAGGCAUGGAAUGUAUAUAUUGAAUUGCAUGGACAAAAAUGGAUGUCUCAAACCGCAGUUAAUUUGAUGAAAGCAUGCUGCAUUUUUUGCUGAUAGUUAGUGUUAAUCUUGGUUUUCUUGUGUAGGUGAGUUGCUUGUUUAAGGAAAUUGGGUUAUUGGAGCUUAUCUUGUAAUGAAUUGUGGUCAAUGUUCUGUCUUUGUUUUAUAUAUUUUGUUAGCAAAUUAUUUAGUA